Messenger RNA from Cannabis sativa, 387 nucleotides. RefSeq lists its product as uncharacterized. Bases 1 to 387 code for a protein of 128 amino acids. The record is from RefSeq and is a predicted model, not a curated record. NCBI's taxonomy places the organism in Eukaryota, Viridiplantae, Streptophyta, Magnoliopsida, Rosales, Cannabaceae. The transcript has 2 exons. Gene Ontology annotation, molecular function: nucleic acid binding.
AUGACGAGAAAAGCUGCACGGUACAUCAUAGUAGAAGGUGUAAUGUAUAGAAGAGGCUUCUCCAUGCCACUACUAAGGUGUGUAACAAAAGAAGAAGUUGCACGAAUCCUAUCUAAAGUACACAAAGGAUUAUGUGGUAAUCAUGCUGUGGGGCAAAGUUUAUCGAAGAAAAUUCUAAGACUUUUGCACAAGAUUGUCUCGAACAACGGUAAGCAGUUCGAUAGCCAGAUGUUCAUAGACUUCUCGACACAUGGAACCAUCAAAAGUUUCUCUGCAGUAGCACACCCUCAAACAGAUGGGCAAGCCGCAGUAAACAAGACACUCAAAGACACCAUGAAAAAAGAGCUUGAAGAAGCUAAAGAGAACUGGCCGGAGGCACUGCCAUAA